This is a messenger RNA of Brassicogethes aeneus, 1556 nucleotides long. The record is from the annotation of a GenBank genome assembly. Lineage: Eukaryota; Metazoa; Arthropoda; Insecta; Coleoptera; Nitidulidae.
UUUUAGAUAAAACUAUUCCUCAAAGUUUGGCAACACUGGUUUUUUUUGUUUAUGAAUUAACAGUUGCUAGUGUUUUUUGGUACCUAUAGGCUAUAGUAAAAUUUUAAAAAAAGGAUCUCCUUUUAAAGUUGUGAGUAAACCCAGAAAGUUUAUUGGUAAAUUGGUAAAAUCAGUUGGCAACACUGCAAGCAAGAGUUCCUUAUUUUUCGGUGUAAAAACAUUGUCAUGCUUGCCAAAGUAUACUUAAUAAUAUAUUAUAAAGUUAAUACAACUAGGUAUUCUGCUCAUUAAAAUUUAAUUUACCUAAUUGGUCAAGUUUCCUUGCACAAUGGAGCAAAUAUUGGUUAAAAAAGAACCUGAAGAACUAGUCGACGAUUCUGAGAAAGCAAUAAAAAUAGAUCAAAUAUAUAUAAAACAAGAAAUCGAAGAAGAAUUGGAUGAUGUGUUGUUUGACAAAGGGUACAGCAGUUUGACAGUUAACAUGUUCAAACAUGCAGCAAGUGACAGUUUUAACCCAAGAUACCUACACGGCCUGCCAAGUACUUCUGCUGAUCAAGAACCGCCUUCAACCUCUGGGAUAGCAAUAAAACAAGGAAUGGAUGAUGAUAAAGCAUGGCUCGACAAAGGGACAGACAGUGAAGUUGUAAAUAAAGAAAUACUGGCAAAAGAAGUUCUCUCAAAAUCAGAGAAGGAAUGUGAGGAUGUUGACAAAGUUGGCAAAGAAAAGUUAUUUAAAUGUGGAAUUUGUUUGAAGAAAUAUCAAACAAGGGACGGUUUAAAUGAUCAUAAAAAGUAUUUUCAUAGAAAAGAAGAACUGGAAAAAUUUAAAUGCAACAAAUGUGAUUACAUCACUGUAAGAAAAGGUAGUUUUAAAAUUCACUUAAAAACUCACAACAAGACAAAUUGUUUAAAAUGCCAUUUUUGUCAAUAUAUGGCUGUUACAUUACAAACACUAAAUUCACAUAUGUUAAGCAAACAUAAAGAAGAAAAUAAAAUAAAAAUAACAAGCAAAAUACAUCAGUGCACCAAAUGUUUAUACUCAAGUGUUUAUAAAUCAAGCUAUGAUAAUCACAUUAAGGUUUGUUGGAAAUUAAAAGAUGUCAAAUGGUACCAAUGUGAAAUUUGCCACUACAAAACUGUAAGAAAUUCUAACUUAAUAAAGCAUAUAAAAACUCAUAACAAAAUAAAGGAAUUAAAAUGUUCAUUUUGUAACGAAUAUCAAAGUGAUAGAAAACUAAAUUUAGACAACCAUAUUUUAAUUAAACACUUGGAUUUGUUAAAUGAAAACAAUAAAAAUUUAAUAUCAUCCAAAAUACACUGUUGCCAACUUUGUGAGUUCAAAACUGCAAAAACAAAUAGUUUAAAAAUGCAUUUUAAGAAUAAUCAUUAAAGCUAUUUAAUUUAAGUAUUCUUACCGAAAUUACAAAGUUUGUAAUUUAAUUUUAAGUCUACCUAGUUAAUAAAUUAUUAUUUUUAAUUGUUGUUAUUAUUACUGCGCGUGCUCCUUAAAGUACCACCUCUUCUACUCUAACUAACCCGAAUGAAAACCCCAAUGC